GUGCCCCCCUGCCCUGGUCCGCAUGCUCAGGUGCCCCCCUGCCCUGGUCCGCGUGCUCAGGUGCCCCCCUGCCCUGGUCCGCGUGCUCAGGUACCCCUUCCUGCUUGCUCUGAUUAUACUGGCCAAUGGAGGCCCCCAGGCCCUCGUGCAGAUCAUGCGUAACUACAGUUAUGAGAAGCUGCUCUGGACCACCAGCCGCGUGCUGAAGGUGCUGUCCGUGUGUCCGAGCAAUAAGCCUGCCAUUGUGGAGGCUGGUGGGAUGCAGGCCUUGGGCAAACACCUCACGAGUAACAGCCCCCGCCUCGUGCAGAACUGCCUCUGGACCCUGCGCAACCUCUCGGAUGUGGCCACCAAACAGGAGGGCCUGGAGAGUGUGCUGAAGAUUCUGGUGAACCAGCUGAGCGUGGACGACGUCAACGUCCUCACCUGCGCCACGGGCACACUGUCCAACCUGACGUGCAACAACAGCAAGAACAAGACGCUGGUGACGCAGAACAGCGGCGUGGAGGCGCUCAUCCAUGCCAUCCUGCGUGCCGGCGACAAGGACGACAUCACCGAGCCCGCCGUCUGCGCCCUGCGCCACCUCACCAGCCGCCACCCCGAGGCCGAGAUGGCCCAGAACUCCGUGCGCCUCAACUACGGCAUUCCGGCCAUCGUCAAGCUGCUCAACCAGCCCAACCAGUGGCCGCUGGUCAAGGCAACCAUUGGCCUGAUCAGGAAUCUGGCCCUGUGCCCAGCCAACCAUGCCCCACUGCAGGAGGCAGCGGUCAUUCCCCGCCUUGUCCAGCUGCUGGUUAAGGCCCACCAGGAUGCUCAGCGUCACGUGGCUGCGGGCACACAGCAGCCCUACACGGAUGGCGUGAGGAUGGAGGAGAUCGUGGAGGGCUGCACUGGAGCCCUGCAUAUCCUCGCGCGGGACCCCAUGAACCGCAUGGAGAUCUUCCGGCUCAACACCAUUCCCCUGUUUGUGCAGCUCCUGUACUCUUCCGUGGAGAACAUCCAGCGUGUGGCAGCCGGGGUGCUGUGCGAGCUGGCCCAGGACAAGGAGGCCGCCGACGCCAUCGACGCUGAGGGGGCCUCGGCCCCACUCAUGGAGCUUCUGCACUCGCACAAUGAGGGCACCGGUGAGCGAG
Messenger RNA from Condylura cristata (star-nosed mole), 1133 nucleotides. Its product is annotated as junction plakoglobin-like. The annotation marks the transcript as partial. The transcript is spliced from 7 exons. Gene Ontology annotation, molecular function: transcription coactivator activity; alpha-catenin binding; protein phosphatase binding. Lineage: Eukaryota; Metazoa; Chordata; Mammalia; Eulipotyphla; Talpidae. Gene Ontology annotation, cellular component: catenin complex; adherens junction. The record is from RefSeq and is a predicted model, not a curated record. Gene Ontology annotation, biological process: cell adhesion; positive regulation of transcription by RNA polymerase II.